Molecule: messenger RNA, 445 nt
Organism: Bactrocera oleae (olive fruit fly)
Lineage: Eukaryota; Metazoa; Arthropoda; Insecta; Diptera; Tephritidae
Source: RefSeq, a predicted model, not a curated record
AGGGGAAAACGUAUAUAAAAACUUCGUUCGUGCAAUUCUGUCACAAAUUUUGAAAAGAACAACUUGAAGACAUUCACAACACAAUAAAGAUGAAUUUUUAUAACGUACCGCUCAUGCUACUUCUGGUCUUGAUUGCCCCGACAGCAUUUGCAAUGCUUGGGGAUGGACAACCUAAUUGCACCACUCAGGAAGAAAUUCAGAUGCGCAUAUUUCGCAACAAUUGGGACCCAACUUCCUAUUGGAUAUGCGAAGAACUGAACGAGUCAGCUAUUUUAGGAAGAUGUCCUGAACAGAUGGCUUAUCUAGACAGUGUCAAGGAUUGUGUCAGUUGGGACGACUGGCAAUGGGAGCAGCCAUCAGAUACUUUGACUAAUGUAGAACAAUCGUAAUUUCUUUCAAUUCAGUGCUUGAAUAAAAGUAAUAAUUUCAGAAUCUAAUACUUAAA